UAUAUAUAUAUAUAUAUAUAUAUAUAUAUAUAUAUAUAUCGUGCCGUAUAGGUAAAACUUGUAUUUUGGCUUAAAUAUCAACGCUCUUCUUGCCGAAUAAGGCAAGCGAAAAUUUGUGUAUGCAGUAAUUUCGCAAAAAUUAUUCUGAACCUAACGAAAAAAAAUAUUUCAUUGUGUUUGUUUAUUAUUAAAUUAUUGUAAAAUUAUCUAAAAUAUAUAUAGUUGGAUUAGGCUAAAUUAAAUUACGUUUGUUAUGAUAAGGUUAGGUAAGUUUUCUAAUAUUCUUUCUUUUGGCACAAAAUUAUUAAUUUUUACACUAACAUCAAUGAAAAAAAUAUAUCUUUAAAUUUACAAGAGAAAAUUUAAGAAAGGACUUAAUUUUAAAUGAGUUCUUACUAAUUGACCAAUUGUGGAAAUUUUUUUUACAUAAUUUCCUAAAUGUAGAACAUAUAAAUAAAUAAUAUAAUAAUCGUGUAAUAAAAUAUGAUUUUGCUUUGACCCUUCGAGAAAUUUCGAGUGAGGUGGGAGGUAAUUAAGCUGCUGAGGAACGCCGGGGGAAGACGCCAUAUUGAAUUUAAUUGUGUAAGGACUGGUUGGAAAUUUGCACCAGGAAUUCGGCGUUUUCCGAAGCCUAAUGGGGAGUAUCAGCCUCAGUUCGUAAUAGGAAUUCGUGUUAAUGUCCCCUGCUGGAAAAUUAGGACAGGAAAUUUACGAAAGCACCAUAAUAGGGUGGUGAGAAUGGAAAAUGAAUGAUGCAGUGUCAUCUCGCCUCACAUGGGAGUACACCAAUCAUUGUAUUUAGACCUAGUUGGACAGUGUAGGAUCUAGAUAGGCAGGUGUUGUGGUGUCAUCCAUUACAUUAAUUAAAUGCACAUAAUGACGCAAGUUGUGGGAGUAAUCCAUCUGCCAAAGUUAACAUUGGGUUAUGUCUACAUUCGCUGGUUAUGUUGAUGCAAUCUCUCCGACAUACUAAUAAGGCAGCUGGAGCCGGGUGACUGUGACAUCCAAGAGUCUGUCGCUUAUGUUGGAUGCACCACAGACAUGUAGCUCCUUCAUGAUAAGUCAGAACAUCGGGAAGCAGGAUUCGAUACUGCGGAAGUUGUUAACGGCCCUUACAAACCCAUAACAACCAGCAGUACUACCACGCCGGGUAAAGUUCUGCUAAAAGCAUUACUUCUUUAGGUAAAGAUGGAGGAGUUGGCAGUAGAGACCUUAAGUGUGAGUGAUCGUUGGAGUCUCAAGAGUGUGGAGAUUAUUUCUUCUUUACAACAUCACUUAGAGCCAUAUGAAUCAUGGGUAGUGUAUGCCUCAGUGUUUGGGGACAACAGGGAGGCAUUUACAUUCUUCUUCCCUCUUCUGGCUGGCCUUGCUAAUGAGUUAGGAGCACGGGCUCUUUGGGCAUCUAUAUUUGUGGAAUGGUCCAAUCUGCUCUUGAAAUGGAUGUUCAAAGGAGACCGUCCCUACUGGUGGAUUGGAGAAACUUCCCUUUACAAUGAUGAAACACGGCCUGAGCUGCGACAGUUUACAAACACCUGUGAGUCAGGGCCUGGUACACCCUCAGGCCACCUCAUGUUGAAUGUUGCUCUUUUUUAUGUGGCUACCAAAGGCAUAAGUAAACUCUUUAUUCAGAAAUCUACAAAACUGAGAAAUUGGCUGCAAUUAUUUUUCAGCCUGUGCCAGAAAAGCAUUUUAUCAGCUGUUGUGUACACAGGGUUUCUGUUAUGGAUUGGAGUUAUUUUUAUCUCCCGUCUGUAUAUCCAAGCCCAUUUUAUCCAUCAGAACAUCUUAGGAGUUAUUAUUGGGUUGAUGGUUGGUCAUAUGGCUUGGAGCACUAAGUGGUUGGUAAAACUGAGUAAAGUAUGGGCAGUAGUAGUGGCAUGUUCCCUCAUUGGUACAGCUGUAUCUACUUAUUCACUGCUUCUUUCACAAGGACUAGAUCCUUUGUGGUCAUUACCAUUGGCUCUUAAGCACUGUGCACACUCAGAAUAUGUAAAAGUUGAUACACAGGUAUUCUAUUUGGUGAUGAGAUUCACAGGAUCAGCGCUAGGACUAGGUCUUGGACUCUCAUCAGAUCAACGAUAUGUUGUCUUGAAUGCUCCAAGAAAUUUUAUUCGCACAAUCCUUACUAUAAAAGGAGGAAUUUUAAUUGGAAAAAUGGCAGCAAUGAUUCAGGCAAAUUUACCAACGGAUGAUAUGGUGCUGUUCCUGGCAUUAUCUUUUGGUCUCAAUAUUGCUCUUCCGUUUAUCAUCAUUGCUCUGCUGCCACACUUUCUUCUCACUGUUUAUUAUGGUAACUAAAGGAAUCAAGUGAGUUUAUACUCUCUCAUGAGUUUUAAUUCUCAUAAAAUGGAAUAUCAACAAUCCUGCAUUUUGAGACAAUACAUGGUAGACAUUUUCAAAUUUCAUACAUUUCAUGUACAUUAUUAUUAUUAUAAUCAAGGGGGAAGCGCUAAACCCGGAGGAUUAUACAGCGCCUGGGGGGGGGAUGUGGAAGGCAUUCAGGCUUAAUUCGGGGAACUGGAGCACAGAUCCAAUUCCCUAAAUCAAGAGCCCCUCACCAACAUCAAGGAACCUUCCUUGAGGGGAUUUCAUGUACAGUAUAUGGCUUAGCGCUUCUUUUUUAUUAUAAUAGUAAUAAUCAUGUACAGUAUAUUUUUUGUAAAAUAUAAUAUUGCUUACCAAGCUCCUUCAUGGGUACACUAUUUUUGUUUUUCACAUUAAUUUUUGGAUUAUCUGUUCAGUUGCAAAAUUCAACAAUACUACUGGAUAAUGUAGGAAGCCAGAUAACUGAUGUACAGUGGACCCCCGCUUAACGAUCACCUCCAAAUGCGACCAAUUAUGUAAGUGUAUUUAUGUAAGUGCGUUUGUACGUGUAUGUUUGGGGGUCUGAAAUGGACUAAUCUACUUCACAAUAUUCCUUAUGGGAAAAAAUUCGGUCAGUACUGGCACCUGAACAUACUACUGGAAUGAAAAAAGUUCGUUAACCUGGGGUCCACUGUACCAUUUAAUUGAUGAUCUACUGUAGUAAGAUGCUUGUUUACUGUUACUUGGAGUCUUGUAUACAAGAUUAAGAGGCCAAAAUGUUCUUAGUUAAACAUGACCUUUAUAAUUUGAUUCACUCCAUCACUGGCAAGACAGUGAUGGAGUGAAUGAUGGUGAAAGUUUUUUCUUUUUCGGGCCACCCUGCCUUGGUGGGAAUCGGCCAGUGUGAUAAUAAUAAUAAUUAUUAUUCUUGUAUGUGGCAUUUUAUUUUAAAUUAUGCCACAUUCUUGAUAAUUGCAUCAUUUGUAACUAAAUAGUAGGGUGCACCAAAAUAUUGGUGGGUAUCAGCUAAUUUUGAUGGUACUGUAUCUUUGUCAGCAUAAAACAGAGUAGUGAUAUUGAUGGGUAUUGGUAAGGUUUCAUAAUAUUGGUAUUGGUAUCAGUAAAAAAUUUGGUGUUAUCCCAUCCCUACUAAAUAUACUGUAAAUACUGUUUUGAAUGAUAUGGAAAAAUUGUAAUUUUUUCUUCAAAUACCCAAAUACAUUUCACUCUUUAGAAAGGGGCCCUGUAUAUUACACUUCUGAUGUGAAGUCUUAAAUAUAUUUAUAUGUAUAUUUAACACACUGGCCAUCUCCCACUGAGGCAAUUUAACAUUGACUAAGGGUAUUUACAGAAAGUUAUUUUUCAUAUCUCUUCAUAUUCCACUGACACCUGGAUGGAAUAUGGAGAAUGCUAAUCAAACAUCGACUCAUUACUUAGCUAAUGUGUAAACAUUGGGUUGAGAGCAGUUCAGGAACCAGUACAUUUUGCAUUAUAAAAGACGGCAAAUAAAUGU
Molecule: messenger RNA, 3817 nt
Organism: Cherax quadricarinatus
Lineage: Eukaryota; Metazoa; Arthropoda; Malacostraca; Decapoda; Parastacidae
Gene: G6P
Product: Glucose-6-Phosphatase
Biological process (GO): glucose 6-phosphate metabolic process; gluconeogenesis
Cellular component (GO): membrane
Molecular function (GO): glucose-6-phosphatase activity
Source: RefSeq, a predicted model, not a curated record